Volvox carteri f. nagariensis is the source of this 546-nucleotide messenger RNA. RefSeq lists its product as uncharacterized. Gene Ontology annotation, biological process: RNA processing. The transcript has 6 exons. The record is from RefSeq and is a predicted model, not a curated record. NCBI's taxonomy places the organism in Eukaryota, Viridiplantae, Chlorophyta, Chlorophyceae, Chlamydomonadales, Volvocaceae. Gene Ontology annotation, molecular function: RNA binding; RNA methyltransferase activity. The annotation marks the transcript as partial.
AUGUCAGCCGCGGAAGAGUUACCGGCGGCGGAACCAUGUUCGUCGGCAAGCGGGACAGCCGGGCCACCGUGCUUCAUAAUCACUCAUUCAGUAUCUAAGCGGCAUAACAUCGGGACCAUCGUGCGCAGCGCGACGGCAUUUGGGGUGAAAGAGGUAUGCCUGGUCGGGUCGCGCCAGUUCAACACCUUCGGCAGCCAUGGUUCCGACGCCCACGUCGCUUUUAAACAUUUUGACACGUUGCAGCAAUGCGUGCAGCACCUGAAGGACGUGGAGGGCUGUCGCGUGCUGGGUAUUGAGAUCUGCGAGGGAGCGCUCCCCGUGCACGAACACCCCUUCACAGGCAGCAGCCCCACCGCCUUCCUGCUGGGCAAUGAGGGCCAGGGGCUGUCUGAGCGGCAGAUGGCGCUGUGCGACGGCUUCGUGUACAUCCCCCAGCACGGACCAGGAACCGCCUCACUCAAUGUGGCGGUGGCUGCCUCCAUCGUGCUGCACCACUUCGCGGUGUGGGGGGCCUACCCGGAGAGGGAGCGACACGGCUUCAAAUUC